Sorex fumeus (smoky shrew) is the source of this 3732-nucleotide messenger RNA. Its product is annotated as transmembrane protein 132B-like. NCBI's taxonomy places the organism in Eukaryota, Metazoa, Chordata, Mammalia, Eulipotyphla, Soricidae. The record is from RefSeq and is a predicted model, not a curated record. The transcript is spliced from 13 exons. The coding region runs from base 1 to 3732 and encodes 1243 amino acids.
AUGCAGCGCCGGGCCCAGGGCGGACCGAGCAGCCCCGCCGCGCCCCCCGCGCCCAGGACCAUGCGGGCCCCGCGCCGGGCGCCGCCGCCGCUCGGGCUCCUGCUGGCGCUCACGGCGCUCCCGUGCCCAGGCUCCUUCCGGGCGCGCCGGGCCCCCGAGUGGGGUGCGCUCGGCCUCCCCGGGAAGGGGGCAGCGCGCCCCCCUGGUGCCCCUCCCGGCCGCGCGCGGGGCCUCAGCGCCCCCCGCCCCCACCCCGGGCCCGACCGUGGCGGCGAGUCCGCGGCCCCAUCUCUGGCUUUCGCGGUCAGCGGCUUCUGGGAAGGCUGCGGGCGGCCCGACAAGCGUCUGGAGCCGCCGCCGCCUGCCUCGCGGAGAACAGGCCGGUCCCCCUUCCCUAGCAACCGGCAGCCGCGUGCCAGGCGGGGAUGUGGGGGAAGAGCCCCCGGCCUCGCCUGGCGUGCUGACAGCUACGGCGCCCGGCUGCAAGCCCGCAUCCUCCAUCCCUGCUGCGCGUCGAGGCACGGGCCGGGCCAGAACCUCCGUGGAGCGACGCCGGCGCGUGCGGCCGAGGAGGGUCCCCAGCGCUUCUCCUCGCUGCCCACCUACCUGCCCAGCAGCCUGAGUGUGCUGGACGCUGAGGAGACCUUCUUCCUCAAAGAGCCCCAGCAGGGCCUGACGCGCAACGCCAGCCUGCAGGCCCGUGCCCAGCCUUUCUUCGUGCACCGGGCCCGCGUGCCCCCGACGGUCAACGCCAGCUACGGCCCCUUCUCGGCCGAGGCGCCGGUGCCGCCCGAGUUCCUGGUGCCGUCCACGCCCUUCGGGGCGGCGCGGAAGCUGCCCUUCAACUGGAAGCUGAAGGCCCACAUCCUGGACAGCUCCAUCUACUCCAACAGGCCCAAGGUGCAGACGCUGUUCUACGUGACGGGCAUGGACUGGACGGACGCUGAGCCCGAGCGGGACUUGCCCUGCGUGCGCAUGUCGGCCUUCCCCGAGGCGCGGGAGGUGGCGGCCAGCUGCCGGCUGCAGGGCACGCCCGGGCUAUGCGUGGCUGAGCUGGAGCUGCUGCCCGAGUGGUUCAGCUCGGGGCUGGACCUGGAGCCGGCCGAGGAGAUCCCCGCGGUGCUGGGCGGCACGGCCAUGGAGCUGUUCUUCGCCGUCUACCCCGCGGGCCCGGCCGGCGAGUGCCCGCUGCAGGAGGGCGCCCGCUGGGAGAACAACAUCCACGCCGACCCCGAGGCGGCCCCGCCGGCCACGCCCGACCGCCAGCGCAUCGGCAGCGUGGUGGUCUACCCCACCCAGGACGACCUCCGCUGGUCGCUGCUGCACCUGGACCGCAACGUGGCCCUCUCCGUGCCCCUCAACCUGAUCCGGGAGGGCGACACGGCCACCUUCCUGGUGUCCCUGACCGGCGGCUCCAGGGCCGACCACUUCACGCUUAGAAUCAGGGCAGUGGCCGGCGUGAGGCUCACGGCCGUGAGAGUGAGCGGCAGCACCCAGUGGGCUGUGCAGGAGGAGAUUGAGAGCGACGGGAUGCAGACGACGGCCACGCUGACCUGCGUCGGCCGCCUCCCGGACCCCCAGAGCAGGGUGAACGGCUCCCUGUACGAGUUCCUGCAGGUGGACUUCGGGGUGGACAAUAGCAGCGAGUUGGUGGGCGCACAGCAGAUCACCUGGCAGGUGGAGUACCCGGCGGAGGAUGUGACCAGCGACCUGGUGGUCUCCGAGAUCUUCGUCAGCCAGUCGUCCUUCGUGGGCAUCGUGCCCCUGGCCAUGGACACGGAGCUGCUGAACACGGCCGUGCUGACCGGCAGGCCCGUGGCCGUGCCCGUGCAGGUGGUGGCCGUGGAGGAGGACGGGGCCGUGGUCCGCGUGACGGGGGACGUGGAGUGCAAGUCGGCCGAUGAGGACAUUGUCAAGGUCUCCAACACCUGCGACUCCGUCUUCGUGAACGGAAAGGAGAUGAAGAGCAAGGUGGGCACCAUCGUCAACUUCACUCACCAGCACUUCACCUCCCAGCUGGAGGUCACCGUGUGGGCACCCCGCCUGCCCCUGCAGAUGGAGGUCUCCGACACCGAGCUCAGCCAGAUCAAGGGCUGGCGGGUCCCCGUGGGCGCCAACCGGAGGCCCACCCGGGAGAGUGAGGACGAGGAGGACGAGGAGAGGAAGGGCCGGGGGUGCUCGCUGCAGUACCAGCACGCCACCGUGCGCGUCCUCACCCAGUUCGUGGCCGAGUCACCGGACCUCGGCCAGCUGAGCUACCUGCUGGGCCCUGACUGGCAGCUGGACGUCACUGACCUGGUGACUGAAUCCAUGAAGGUGGAGGAGCCAAGGAUCGCUCAGUUCCAGGAUGGCCGGACGCUGGUGGGCCGGGAGCCGGGCAUCACCACCGUGCAGGUUCUCUCCCCGCUGUCCGACUCCAUCCUGGCCGAGAAGACGAUCAUCGUGCUGGAUGACCGCGUGACCAUCGUGGAGCUGGGCGUGCAGCUGGUGGCCGGCCUGUCGCUGUCCCUGGAGCCUCACCGAGCCGACAGACGGGCGCUGGUGGCCACGGUGACCGCGCAGGACGUGCUGCAGGCCCCCCGGCAGGAGGCGCUGGUCAGCUCCUGGGUCUUCUUCAGCGAUGGCUCGGCGACGCCCCUCGACCUCUACGACCCGAAGGACUUCGCGGUGACAGUCACCUCGCUGGAUGAGCUGGUGGUGUCCAUCCCGGCCGACCCGCAGUCCCGGUGGCCCUUGGUGAUGGCGGAGGGGGAGGGCCAGGGGCCGCUGGUCAAGCUGGAGAUGACCAUCAGCGAGGCCUGCCAGAAGACCAAGAGGAAGAGCGUCCUGGCCGUGGGCCGGGGCCACGUCAGGGUCAAGUUCGAGCCCGACUCGCGGGAGCGCCAGGGCGGCGGCAACGACAUCGAGGGCGUGAGCCGGGAGUACCGGGACCACCUCAGCAACUCCAUCGAGCGCCAGGGGGGCCCCGAGCGGGCGGUGCAGGAGCGCGCCCCCCACGGCGCCCCCGCCGGCCCCGAGGGCCGCGCCAACGGGAGCGCCACGGCCCGGGCGCCCGGGGACGGGCAGAGGAAGAAGUCCCAGGGCGGGGGCCCCGACGCCGUGACCGGCCCCCCCGGCCAGGCCCGCUCUCCCGGCCCCGACGGCCCCGGCGACCUGACGGUGAGCGCGCGCGGGCUGACGGACCUGGAGAUCGGCAUGUACGCGUUGCUCUGCGUCUUCUGCCUGGCCAUUCUGGUGUUCCUGGCCAACUGCGUGGCCUUCGCCUGGCGGUACCGGCACAAGCGGCUGGCGGUGAGCGAGCAGGGUGGCCACCCGCACUCCCACGACUGGGUCUGGCUGGGCAAUGAGGUGGAGCUGCUGGAGAACCCGGUGGACGUCACGCUGCCCUCGGACGAGGCGCUGGCACUGGGCGAGCGGGCGCUGCAGUACGAGGAGCGCAACUUCCUGCUCAACGGCGGUGCCCAGGAGGCAUUUCCUGGGCAGCUGCUGGGCCCGGCCGACUACGGCUACGACAAGGACGCGGCCCUCGAGCCCCUGCACCCGCCCGGCCCCAAGCGGAAGCGGGUCAAGUUCACGUCCUACACCACCAUCCUGCCCGAGGACGGCGGCCCCUACACCAACUCCAUCCUCUUUGACAGUGACGACGGCAUCAAGUGGGUGUGCCCGGACGUGGGGCUGGGGGACCCCCAGGACUUCCGGGACUACAUGGGGGGCCUUCAGGAGCGGCUCUGA